GAAGAUUGGACAUUAUUAUUUAAUCGUAGCAAAAUAAUUUUUCGUAUCUUCUGCUAUUUUGCAUGAUGACAGAUAUAUGUAGAUAUCCAGGAAUCAUUUACCAUGGAAAUGUAUGCUAAGGUUAUGAACUUGACCUUGUUGUUUUGGUGGUCAGAUUUUCUAUAUUUAUAUAUAAAUGUCUCUAGCAGCAUUCCGGAAAUCUCUUGAAAGUGGGUGUAGAUCUAAUCCCUCUUAGGCUUGGUGUUUUGUUAUCAGUCCCAAGAACUUUCCACGCUUGCGCGUUUGACUUGUUUACGUGACUUUGUUUGUUCAUUUUUACGAAAUUUUUUCGGACCCUCCUAUCAGCAAGAACCAACCUUCCGCCCUCCACUAUGUCUUUGAAAGAUCGGCAGUUGUGUCAAACAACAAGGCAAUGCAAUUACUGUUUGCUCGCCAUCUUUGUAUCAAAUGGUAUCAUCUAAAAAGGUUUUUAUCGCCAAAUUGUGAAACUGAUUGCCUUACAAACUUAUCGAAAAGCAUUAUGGAUUGGAUGAUCUUUUUGUUGCCAGAUUUAUUUAGGUAGGGAAUUACGCAAGUGUGAGGAAAGAAUGGUAUGGCAGCACGAACAUUUGAAGAGAAGCCAUGAUUGUAGUGGUGAGGUUGUGUGAGGAAAGGAUGACCCUGUUUCACCACCUGAAGCUCAAGCGACCCCGGAUGAACAGCGCCGAUCAUACCCCCAGCAUGCAUCCCCCUAUCCCCUCAUCCCGAAAGAAAGCCUCCUCAUCCUCUGUAGCAUCCUCCAUGGGAAAUAGAAACAACGAUCAAGCGGCGGCUGGGAAAAGACUGGAAAGCGAAAUGGGUCUGGACUCGGGUAACAAGGAAGAGAAACAGAGCAACGAUAUCCAGACGGAACAGCCUCCUUUCCUAGAGUGCGGGAGCGGUCUACCAGAAGACAAUGAAGCUAUGCCUCAACUUGAGAGGCAGAACAGUGUAUUCGAUGGUGGGGGUAACCCCGAGGGGCGCGACAUUCUUCCUCAUCUCAGCCCUCAGCUGUGGCCCCCUUCCAGCACACUUUCAUACCAGAGACAUUUCGGACCCGCGGAGGCUGAUGCCGAGGAAGAACCGCCGCCCCUGCUAAUGGGGGACGUGCAAGGGCGAGGAAAGACUAUGGUUUGGAGGAGAAGCCCUUCUUUCUCCAGAAAUCGCGUUCCACCCUCUUCGACUAUCACAUCACCCCCAUCUUCAAAACGGACACCCUCUCCCAAGCACACACCCAUCCCUUCGCCUACAGCUACUUCUCCUCAAUUCGAGUCUGCACAAGCUAUAUCAGCUGUAUAUAUGCAAUCUUCAACCACCACCUCGUUCACUUCCAUCCGGCCGUCUUGUUCCAAGUCCACUUUUGAGGGCAGCCUGGACGAAGAGUCAUCUUCCACUUCCUUCCAAUCUUGGCCUGUCACGCCUUUUGGUGAAUCUCCUCCAUCCCGGACGCCUUCCUCAUCGGCGACGCCACCGGACACUCAAGCCUUGAACUUAUGCGUUGCUUCCACUUCCAGGGAGAGUUCCACCAGCAAGGAAGACGAUGGUCAGCCUAUGGUCUGCAUGAUAUGUGAGGACAGAGCAACUGGACUGCACUACGGUAUCAUCACUUGCGAAGGAUGUAAAGGUUUCUUCAAAAGAACGGUACAGAAUAAGAAGGUUUAUACAUGCGUGGCAGAUGGCAAUUGUGAAGUGACGAAGACUCAAAGGAAUCGAUGUCAGUACUGUCGCUUCCAAAAAUGUGUUCGUCAAGGGAUGGUACUUGCUGCGGUUCGAGAAGAUCGAAUGCCUGGUGGAAGAAAUUCAGGAGCUGUAUAUAAUUUGUACAAGGUCAAGUACAAGAAACAUCGAAAAGGGCAAAAGAACGGUCACGUGACGCAAGAACAGCAACCUCAACUAGCGCUUCCAGCGGCCACACCUCGCAUAUCUACUCAACAAGACUGGGCAAAUGGACAAAUUCUGAAAGCGGCGCUUACGAGUCCAGCUGAAGUCAGUCACCUGAGACACAGGACAGAUAACUGUGUUUCAAGUUCUGUGAGACAAGAAAGCAGAAUGACAGCUGAAGAAGCUGCAGCUAUGAUCCGACAACUAGUUGAAUGUGAUACUUUUGAGGACGUCGCUAAAUUGAAGAAUGCUAGAGAACUAUUGCAGUGCCAAUUAGAACUUAAUGAUAAGCUUUGCCACAUAGGAGACAACAUUGUGUAUAAGUUGGUUCAGUGGACCAAAGGAUUGCCUUUCUAUAAUGAAUUACCGGUCGACAUUCAUACUAAGCUGCUGACCAACAAGUGGCACGAGCUUCUGGUGCUGACAGCCUGCGCCUUCCUGGCCAUCAGAGGGACGCCACCCAUCACUAUCGCACAGGUUGUUUCUAGUUGUUUAAGUUCGUUAAGAGAAUGUUUGGCCAUUAUGAUCGGUGAAUCUAUAGGACUUGAAGAGCUUAAAGAGGCUGGGCCGCUUGUUGAAAGACUGGCACGCUUGGCAGACACUUUUCGAAGGAUGGGAUUGUGUAUAGAAGAAUAUGUGAGUUUAAAAGUUAUCAUCAUGGAAUCAUCAGAAGGGGUCAGAGAACAAUGCAGAGCAGGUGAACUAACAGAAGAAAUGAAAGAACGACAAAAAGAAGUGGAAGCCAUCCAUGACAGAUACAUGAAAGCACUUCAAGUGUUUGUUGAACACAGGUUCCCCCUACAGUCUUCGAGGUUUGCAGACCUUCUCACAUUUAUUCCAGAAGUGGAGAGUAUAGCCCGUUUAGUGGUCGAGAGUAAAAUGUUCUAUGUGCCUCUCUUUCUCAAUACUAGCCUUAGGAAUGAGACGGGAUAAUAUAUAUAUAUAAACAUAUUGCAACUCAAUGGGUGCUUAAAAAUUGAAUUUCAUCUCUUGGCCUUUUUUAUACACAUUUUUUUGUUUUUUGAUACAAGAAUUUGAUAUCAUUCGUCAAGGGCGUGUGCUACUUGAAGUAAUCAAAAACAGUUGUCUUCAAAUACAAGUAUUCUUCUCAACAAAAUCAACAAACCAUAUUAAUAAAACUUGAUUGGAAAAUCAUCAGCUGAAACAUCAUCCAGACAUCCUCCACUUAAUCUUUUUGAAGUUUUUAAAAACACUCAGCAUUCCAUUUAAAGAAUUUGUGUCUGACUUGGUGUGCUCUUUAAACUAAGAAGUGCUGUUUAUUAUUUUUUUUUUACCUUUUUCUUUACAAUGUAAAUUUAAAAACCUUGUAUUCUGACCAUGUUGUAAAUGCCUUAAGAAUGAUUUUCUGGUGGUAAUGUUUAAAAUGCCAAUUGUUUGGUGGCUUUUGCAUGUUUUCAGAUUUGAUGUUACUGGGUAUAAGUGAUUUUAAAGACAAAGCACUUGACGAAUGUUUUUCCUUACCAUCUUUGGAGAGUAUCUGCAUGUCAGCUGGACGGAUGAAUAUCUGCAUGCCAACAAGAAAUAUAGAUAUCUGCAUGGCAAUUAUGACUGCUUCCUCUUAAAUAUAUGAACGUAUUUUCUAACCAUCUUUGAAGGUAAGGUAGGAGCAUCUACAUGUCAGCUAGAAGUUUGGGUAUCUGUUUGCCAACAAGAAAUAUGGAUAUCUGCAUGGCAGCUAUGGCAGCAUCCAUUUAAGGAAAAGAUGAAUGUAUUUCCUAACCAUCUUUGAAGGGAAAGUAAGAGUGUCUGUAUAUCAGUGAGAUGUAUGAAUACCUACAUGCCAACAAUAAAUAAUGAUGUUUGCAUGGCAGCUAUGGCAGUAUCCAUUUAAUUAGAAGAUCAAUGUAUUUCCUAAUCUUUUUUGGAGAUAAAGUAAGCAUACCAGCUAGAAAUAUGGAAAUCUGAAUGGUAACUAUGAUAGCUUCCAUUAAAAUAUUUUGAUCCUUAAUUUUUAAGAAAAAAAAUUAUGAUAUGUAUUUGAAGUUUGUGCAAUUCCCAUGUUGAUUGGUUUAAUAAAUGAUUAUAGCAAUUCUUAUUUGGACCAUGAUAUUGAUGCCAUGAUAAUGUAUGAAAAAGGGUGUGAAACAAAAGUUGCUCUCGAUAUAUAAAAUACAGACAUUUUUAAUAUUUUUAAAAAGGCGUUUUUCCAUCUGUGAAUUAAGUUUUUCUGGAAUGGGACAAUGACAAUUGCAAGUUGUAUACUUGAACGUACUAAGGUAUGAAUUUUAGAAUUAACUUGGAGAAUCUCUAUUAAUUGAAGAUCCUCUGUCAGAGAAUUAAACUGUUUUAAGUAGCUAUUUCACUGCCAUUAUUAAGAAAUUAUAUUUUCCAGUUCCUUGAUGUGAAAGAAAAAAGACGGACUUUCUGAAAAGAAAAUGCAAAAUACAUGAAAACUGAAUGUUUUUAAGCGAUCUGUUUUUGACUGUUGAUUAGGAGGAAGGAAAAUGAUAGGUGAGAUUGAUUGAUUCAUUCAAUCAAUCAAAGUAAACGCUAUCUGAGUAUGAUGUGUUUGUUAUUGUAUAGAUAAAAAAAUUGUUGGAUUUCGUAGGUGUUAUUUUUUCCCUUGGUGUGAAACAUGCACGGAGUAUUUCUUUGGAGAAUGCAUAGUCAUGUAGUGAAUUGUAAUUUAAGGUUAUAGAAAAGUGUUUUUUUUUAUAGCUAUAUGUGUUUUGUUUUGAUUUAUGGCAAGCAAAACAAAGAAGCUAAAAUGAAAUGAAUCCCGGUUAUAUGUGUGUGUAAGUACUGUCCUUCUUUGUAAAAACUUGUUUGAAGGAAAAUUAAGCAUAGUUAUUUCUCUAGUGCUUGAUAGAAAUAAAGUAUUUGAAUGAAGUAUGGUAUAUGC
Messenger RNA from Parasteatoda tepidariorum (common house spider), 4762 nucleotides. Lineage: Eukaryota; Metazoa; Arthropoda; Arachnida; Araneae; Theridiidae. The record is from RefSeq and is a predicted model, not a curated record.